This is a messenger RNA of Solanum pennellii, 1375 nucleotides long. RefSeq names its product bifunctional aspartokinase/homoserine dehydrogenase 1. Gene Ontology annotation, molecular function: aspartate kinase activity; homoserine dehydrogenase activity. Gene Ontology annotation, biological process: aspartate family amino acid biosynthetic process. The record is from RefSeq and is a predicted model, not a curated record. The coding region runs from base 108 to 1235 and encodes 375 amino acids. The transcript has 12 exons. NCBI's taxonomy places the organism in Eukaryota, Viridiplantae, Streptophyta, Magnoliopsida, Solanales, Solanaceae.
UUAAACCCAAAAUCCUCCAUUGAUGUAAACAUUUCAAGAUUCUUUGAGAGAGAAAUCGAAGAACAGUGGCAUAAGGAAGUUGAAGAAUCCAAAGUUAAAGCAAAAAGAUGAAGAAUUUACCGGUGUUUUUGAUGGGUUGUGGAGGAGUUGGCCGUCAAUUGCUUCAACAUAUUGUUUCUUGUCGAUCUCUUCAUGCCAAGCAGGGGGUGCAUUUGCGAGUUGUGGGUGUGUGUGAUAGCAAAUAUCUGGUGGUUGUAGCUGAUGUUCUCACUGCAGAAUUGGAUGAUUCAUUUCUUCUUGAAGUUUGUCGUGUCAAAUCCAAUGGCUCUUCAUUGCAGACUCUUGCAAAUUCUGGUGUAUGCCAAGUGUUUUCUGGUCCAGAAGUUUUACAAAAAGUAGUUGAUAUUGGACGUCUUGGCAAAUCAACAGGUUUAGCAUUUGUUGAUUGUUCAGCUAGUGCUGAGACUAUUGGAGUGCUAAACCAGGUUGUAGAUUUUGGUUGUUGUGUGGUGCUGGCUAACAAGAAGCCUCUGACUGUGCCAAUGGAGGAUUAUGAUAAGUUGGUGUCACAGCCCCGUCGCCUUAGACAUGAGUCAACUGUUGGUGCUGGCCUUCCUGUCAUAGCAUCCUUAAAUCGCAUAAUUUCAUCAGGAGACCCUGUCUACCGUAUUAUUGGGAGUUUGAGUGGUACCCUGGGGUAUGUAAUGAGUGAGGUUGAGGAUGGAAAGCCAUUAAGCCAAGUCGUUAAUGCUGCUAAAAGCCUUGGUUACACUGAACCAGAUCCUCGGGAUGAUCUAGGUGGUAUGGAUGUAGCAAGAAAGGCUCUCAUUCUUGCUCGGCUCCUUGGACGGCGUUUAAACCUAGAUAAUAUGAAGAUUGAAAGCUUGUAUCCUGAAGAAAUGGGACCAGGUGUGAUGCCUCUGGAAGACUUUCUAGUGAACGGCCUUCCCUUACUUGAUCAGAAAAUUGAAGAUAGGAUUAAACAAGCUUCUGCAAAUGGGAAUGUUCUGCGCUAUGUUUGCUUGAUUGACGAUGCGAGAUGUGAAGUUGGCAUCCAAGAAGUUCCAAAAGAUUCUGCAUUGGGAAGAUUAAGAGGAAGUGAUAAUGUGGUGGAGAUAUACAGCCGUUGUUACGAGAAACAACCUUUGGUUAUCCAAGGUGCUGGAGCAGGAAAUGAUACCACAGCAGCUGGUGUCCUAGCUGAUAUCCUUGACAUUCAAGAUUUAUUCCCAUGACUGAGAUAGAUAGAUAGAGUGUUUUUAGAUUCGCACCGUUGUGCUUUGAUAAAAUACAGAAUCUUAUGUAUAAAAAAUUACAACAGGUCAUUUCUAUAUAAUUUAACAUCUAAUAAAGCAUCUUGUCUCAGUUGGUGAAA